Sphaeroforma arctica JP610 is the source of this 978-nucleotide messenger RNA. RefSeq lists its product as hypothetical. NCBI's taxonomy places the organism in Eukaryota, Ichthyosporea, Ichthyophonida. The transcript has a single exon. The record is from RefSeq and is a predicted model, not a curated record. The coding region runs from base 70 to 504 and encodes 144 amino acids.
GUCAACACUUUCAAAAACUACCGUGGAAGCCAAAGAAGCAACAGGGUUCUAAACAGAAACAACAUCAUCAUGACAAUGCGCAGAACUAUCAUCGCUAUGCUUUUAGCAGUAUCCUCCUUUGCAGUGUUUGCGAAUGCCAUGUACAUCCCGGGCGCACAGCAUUCUAAGUCAGUCCCCCGUCCUGUGCGACACAUCAGCAAUAUAUAUGAUACUGUCGAUACUGACACCCACAAAACAUUCGGAGAUUCGGUUGGUAAAGCAAUGAUGGGGGUUACAAGACAAUCAGAUUUUAAUCAGAUGAAUACUAUUGUACAGCGAAAAGGUGCGAGCUCGGCGGCGAAGUCUGUGAAUGAUAACAGACGUCGAGAUAUUAAGCGCACUACUAUGAAGCAUGUUUCCCAUGAGAGCAAACCACUCACAGCGCAGAUGGCAGAGAUCAAGCGCAACUUCGAGAUGCGUCUGGGUGACCACUUCAGUGAGCAGUCUCAUUCUGAAUACAUCUAAAUUUAUAUAAGAGCAACAGAGUGAUACUCCUAAUAUAUAUAUAUAUAUAUGAACAACAGAGUGACACUCCUUGAAUGGAUCAACCUAUUCAAAGUCAACAACAUACCUCCAUCAACUACAGCACAAAACAAAAGCCCCCUUUCGGUUGCAAACGACAAUCGCACUCAUGGCUGACACUGUGGUGAUACAGCAAGGGAACGGGAUGUAGUAAGAACAUACAACUACCCCACCUUGUGACUCAUCGGACCUCAUCAGUGCCCCUUCCUUAUUAUAUGGAUACCUACAUCAUUCUGAACUCGACUAUGCUGGACAGUAAGCAUAGAGAAAGUAAGAAAACCUCUUGUUGAUUCCCCUCUCGGUGAACAUCCUUCCAACUCAGCCGGCUACAAUAGCAUUGACUGUGUUAUCCUCUUUUCUACUUUAAUCAGCCGACGAACCAGUUACAUGCAGACUAUAUUAAAACUGUUUAAACCA